Messenger RNA from Saccostrea cuccullata (small rock oyster), 410 nucleotides. RefSeq lists its product as uncharacterized. Lineage: Eukaryota; Metazoa; Mollusca; Bivalvia; Ostreida; Ostreidae. The record is from RefSeq and is a predicted model, not a curated record. Bases 10 to 369 code for a protein of 119 amino acids. The transcript has 3 exons.
GGCAACUCGAUGAUUACGACGAAGUACAUUAAGCAUAUGAGUUCAGCUUUGGCAUUCAAGAACGAGUCGGUUUUAAUGUUCUUUUUGGUCAUUCUUUUGGUCGGCAACCCCGGGCUUCUCGAAGUAAAAGGGGUGCGGGACUCUGACUGCUGGAACUUGAAUGGUAGAUGUCAAUAUACAUAUGAACCUUGUUUCCAGUACAAACCAGGAUACUGUGCUGGGCCAACCAAUAGACAAUGCUGUGUGCGUGGAGCGGAUUUACAGUGUUGGAGGGCACGUGGCAUCUGCCAAAUGAAUUGGAAACGCUGUAGUGGCAAAUAUCUGAGAGGUUUAUGUGGCGGAGGUCUAUCUCGCCAAUGCUGUGUAUAAUUUCCUUUAUCUUGAAAAUUAAACCAGUAUGAUUGUAUCAA